UACCGACCGUCUAGUCGUCUAGCGUCGGCCGUCGCGCACAUUCAAGUUUAUUUAAUUUUACAGUUUAUAGUAUUUGCUAUUUAAUAAUACUUAUACAAUUAUACGUGAUCGAUCGAGGACAAGACAGCCGCACACAUCAACAUGAUCGGCGGUCUGUUCAUGUACAACCACAAGGGUGAAGUCCUGAUAUCACGAGUGUACCGCGAUGACAUCGGCCGCAACGCCGUAGACGCGUUCCGCGUGAACGUUAUACACGCGCGUCAGCAAGUCCGCUCACCGGUUACCAACAUCGCGCGCACUUCGUUCUUUCACAUCCGCCGAGCCAACAUUUGGCUGGCCGCCGUCACCAAGCAAAAUGUCAACGGUGCCAUGGUAUUCGAGUUCCUUAUACGAUUCACGCAGGUCAUGCAGUCGUACUUUGGUAAGAUCAACGAGGAGAACAUCAAGAACAAUUUUGUGCUCAUCUACGAGUUGCUCGACGAGAUACUUGACUUUGGCUAUCCGCAGAAUUGUGACACAGGUGUACUCAAGACGUUUAUUACACAGAUGGGCGUCAAGUCGCAGAGCAAGGAGGAGCAGAUGCAGAUCACGUCGCAGGUCACUGGCCAGAUUGGUUGGCGACGUGAAGGUAUAAAGUACCGCCGUAACGAGCUGUUCCUUGAUGUGCUGGAGUAUGUUAACUUGCUUAUGUCACCUCAGGGUCAAGUGUUGUCAGCGCAUGUUGCAGGUCGCAUACUUAUGAAGUCCUACCUAAGCGGCAUGCCUGAAUGUAAGUUUGGUAUUAAUGAUAAGAUAGUUAUGGAGUCCAAGGGCACCAAAAUCCUUGACGACACAGGCUCGAGGACAGCUUCUGGUAAACCAGUUGUCGUCAUUGACGAUUGCCAAUUUCAUCAAUGCGUAAAGCUUUCAAAAUUUGAAACUGAACAUUCCAUAAGCUUCAUUCCGCCUGACGGUGAAUUUGAGUUAAUGCGUUACCGUACCACCAAAGACAUAUCAUUGCCGUUUAGAGUUAUACCGUUGGUAAGAGAAGUAGGUCGUACUCGCAUGGAAGUUAAAGCCGUAUUGAAGUCUAAUUUCAAACCCUCCUUGCUAGGGCAAAAAAUCGAAGUAAAGAUCCCUACUCCCUUGAACACGGCCGGUGUUCAAUUGUUAUGUCUAAAAGGAAAAGCCAAGUAUAAGGCUUCAGAUAAUGCAAUUGUGUGGAAAAUUAAAAGGAUGGCAGGUAUGAAGGAAACACAGUUAUCAGCGGAAAUCGAUCUUUUAGAGACUGAUACUAAGAAAAAAUGGACAAGACCUCCAAUUUCGAUGAAUUUUGAGGUACCAUUUGCUCCUUCUGGGUUCAAAGUUAGAUAUUUAAAAGUGUUUGAACCAAAGUUGAAUUAUUCCGAUCACGAUGUUGUUAAAUGGGUUCGUUAUAUUGGGCGAAGUGGAUUGUAUGAAACUAGGUGUUAAACAAAUAAAACUACUAUACUUAAUUUAAUUAUUUCCCUGUGUUCUGUUCCAGAAUUGUUUACAUAUUUAUUAAUAUAAAAUAUAAUAUUUAUUGUAUUAUAUUAUAUUUUU
This is a messenger RNA of Rhopalosiphum maidis (corn leaf aphid), 1563 nucleotides long. RefSeq names its product AP-2 complex subunit mu. Gene Ontology annotation, cellular component: AP-2 adaptor complex; cytoplasmic vesicle. Gene Ontology annotation, biological process: clathrin-dependent endocytosis; intracellular protein transport. Lineage: Eukaryota; Metazoa; Arthropoda; Insecta; Hemiptera; Aphididae. Gene Ontology annotation, molecular function: clathrin-cargo adaptor activity. The record is from RefSeq and is a predicted model, not a curated record. The coding region runs from base 142 to 1452 and encodes 436 amino acids. The transcript has a single exon.